GCGCGGCUGUUAGCGUCCGGCCGGCAGCUUUGGUAAAUGCGUUGGGAGCCGGCGGAAAGCAUAGCCGCCCCCGCUGCUCUGGUUCCGGUCCCGCUGUCCUUGCUCCCCCGCGCCACCGGCACCUCCGCGCCGCCCUCAGGAAUUCAGUACUCCGCCUGCGCCUCUGCUGUCUCCCGUCCCGCCCGUCUUCCAAACCCCUCCAGCUCCUUAAGCAGCUCGGGCCUCGAGGCCCCCCUAUGCUCCCCGCGCCUCUAUCGCCUAGGUCCUCCGGACCCAUCUGCCUCUCUCCUCUUUUGUCACUCCCUCGCCUUCGUGUAGACGUGGGAGCCACUUCAUUCCUCUGUCCAGCGACGCGGACGGCCGGGCUUGACUGACCGAGGGGCCAGUGACUGCCCAAAUCUGACUGAUGAGGGGGUAGAGAGGUGGCCUAGACCGAGACUGACCCGCCUCAGGGUACUGCGGGGCCAAGUGGCCUACCUAGCUAGGGUGAUGGGCUGAACUGACUCCAGUGAGUUUGAACUUGCCUAUUAGACUGACGGACAGAGACCCGUGGACUGCCCUGAACCAGCUCUUCACGGCUGCCCAGCCAAGCCCAGGCCCGAGCAGUCCUGGGGGGCCCAGCGAGUGUGAAGGGUCUGAACUGAGGGACAGACCCACAGUCGACCAGCCUUCCUGCUCACUGACCUCCUGCCCCCACCAGACGUGCAGCAAUGGAAAAGAUGUCCCGUGUAACCACCGCCCUGGGUGGCAACGUGCUGACGGGCCGCACCAUGCACUGCCAUCUGGAUGCGCCAGCCAAUGCCAUCAGCGUCUGCCGUGAUGCGGCCCAGGUUGUGGUGGCUGGCCGCAGCAUCUUCAAGAUCUACGCCAUCGAGGAAGAGCAGUUUGUGGAGAAACUAAACCUGCGUGUGGGCCGUAAGCCCUCGCUCAACCUGAGCUGUGCAGAUGUGGUCUGGCACCAGAUGGACGACAAUCUACUGGCCACAGCGGCCACCAACGGCGUGGUGGUCACUUGGAACCUGGGUCGGCCAUCCCGCAACAAGCAGGACCAGCUGUUCACAGAGCAUAAGCGCACGGUGAAUAAGGUUUGUUUCCAUCCCACUGAGGCCCACAUGCUGCUCAGUGGCUCCCAGGACGGCUUCAUGAAGUGCUUUGACCUGCGCAGGAAGGACUCUGUCAGCACUUUCUCAGGCCAGUCCGAGAGCGUGCGUGAUGUGCAGUUCAGCAUCCGAGACUACUUCACCUUUGCUUCCACCUUUGAGAAUGGCAACGUGCAGCUCUGGGACAUCCGGCGGCCUGACCGCUGCGAGAGGAUGUUCACGGCCCACAACGGGCCUGUGUUCUGCUGCGACUGGCACCCUGAGGACAGGUGUUGUGUGAGGGGUCACCUGAGGACAGGGGGCUGGCUGGCCACUGGUGGACGUGACAAGAUGGUGAAGGUCUGGGACAUGACCACGCCUCGUGCCAGGGAGGUGCACUGUGUACAGACCAUCGCUUCAGUAGCCCGUGUCAAGUGGCGGCCUGAGUGUCGCCACCAUUUGGCCACCUGCUCCAUGAUGGUAGAUCACAACAUCUACGUGUGGGAUGUGCGCCGGCCCUUUGUGCCUGCCGCCAUGUUUGAGGAGCACCGUGACGUCACAACAGGCAUUGCCUGGCGCCACCCACACGACCCCUCCUUCCUGCUGUCUGGCUCCAAGGACAGCACACUGUGCCAGCAUCUGUUCCGUGAUGCCAGCCAGCCUGUCGAGCGUGCCAACCCUGAGGGCCUCUGCUACGGCCUCUUUGGGGACCUGGCCUUUGCUGCCAAGGAGAGCCUGGUGGCUGCCGAGUUGGGGCGCAAGCCCUAUGCUGGUGACCGGCGCCACCCCAUCUUUUUCAAACGCAAGCUGGACCCCUCCGAGCCCUUUGCAGGCCUGGCCUCCAGUGCCCUCAGCAUCUUUGAGACAGAGGCUGGUGGCAGCAGCAUGAGCUGGUUCGUGGACACGGCCCAGCGUUAUGCCCUGGCUGGCCGGCCACUGGCUGAGCUCUGUGACCACAAUGCUAAGGUGGCCCGAGAGCUGGGCCGCAACCAGGUGGCUCAGACAUGGACCAUGCUGCGCAUCAUCUACUGCAGCCCUGGCCUCAUGCCUUCCACCAACUUCAACCACAGCGUGGGCAAGAGCAGCUCCUGUGGCCUGCCGCUCAUGAACAGCUUCAACCUAAAGGAAAUGGCCUUAGGGCUAGGCAGCGAGACUCGACUGGACCGCAGUAAGGGUGACACUCGGAACGACACUGUUCUGCUUGACUCCUCGGCCACGCUCAUCACCAACGAUGACAAUGAGGAGACCGAGGGCAGUGACGUGCCAGCCGACUACCUCCUGGGUGAUGUGGAGGGGGAUGAGGAGGAGCUGUACCUGCUGGACCCAGACCACACGCACCCUGAGGAGCCUGAGUACGUGCUGCCCCAGGAGGCCUUCCCACUACGCCACGAGAUCGUGGACACGCCACCCGGGCCUGAGCACCUGCAGGACAAAGCAGACUCACCACACAUGAGUGGCAGUGAGGCGGAUGCUACGUUGCAGACACCUAUGGACUCGUCCUUCUCGCUGAUCUCAGUCUCGCAUGCCCUCUAUGACAACCGCCUACCACCGGACUUCUUCAGUGCCCUAGUGCAAGACAUGCUGCACUUCUAUGCUGAGCAGGGCGAUGUGCAGAUGGCCGUGUCGGUACUCAUCGUGCUGGGAGAGCGUGUGCGAAAGGACAUUGAUGAGCAGGCCCAGGAGCACUGGUAUACGUCCUACAUCGAUCUUCUGCAGCGCUUCCGCCUCUGGAAUGUGUCCAACGAGGUGGUCAAGCUGAGCACCAGCCAUGCCAUAAGCUGCCUCAACCAGGCCUCCACCUCCCUGCACGUCAAUUGCAGCCACUGCAAGCGGCCCAUGAGUGGGCGGGGCUGGGUCUGUGGCAGGUGCCACCGCUGCGCCAGCAUGUGUGCUGUCUGCCAUCACGUCGUCAAGGGCCUGUUCGCAUGGUGCCAGGGCUGUAGCCAUGGCGGCCACCUGCAGCACAUCAUGAAGUGGCUGGAGGGCAGCUCCCACUGCCCCGCGGGCUGCGGCCACCUCUGCGAGUACUCUUGAUCUGGCCCUGGCGCAGCGGCUUCUGCAGUUCUGGACCCCAACCCCCGAUCGCACCUGCAUGGACGUCUCUUGCCCAGACUGUGCCCAGGGGAAAAGGCCUGGAAUUUGUGAGCCAAAUAAAGCAAGCUGGAGCCAA
Messenger RNA from Loxodonta africana (African savanna elephant), 3249 nucleotides. RefSeq names its product WD repeat domain 24 (gene WDR24). Gene Ontology annotation, molecular function: protein binding. Gene Ontology annotation, biological process: positive regulation of macroautophagy; positive regulation of TORC1 signaling; cellular response to amino acid starvation. The transcript has 9 exons. Bases 711 to 3113 code for a protein of 800 amino acids. Gene Ontology annotation, cellular component: GATOR2 complex; vacuolar membrane; cytosol. NCBI's taxonomy places the organism in Eukaryota, Metazoa, Chordata, Mammalia, Proboscidea, Elephantidae. The record is from RefSeq and is a predicted model, not a curated record.